AUGUUCCACCAGUUCUCCAAUGGGCCCUGGAUCAUAGAGUCCUGCCAGGAGGCAUUUAUCCUGCGUCUGUACCGUCAGAAGAACAAGACGGGAUUCAUCAAGGCGCUGUCAGACCAGCCGCAGUCCUUUGCUGCCGGCUUCUGCCAGCUGGAGCGAGUCAUGCGUAACCUGUUCGUCCGCAAGCUCUUCCUCUGGCCAAGGUUCCAUGCAUCUGUAACUGAUUUCAUGGAUGCACAUAAGCCGGACGUAGUUGAGAUUCAGCUGAAGCUGAGCCCCUCCAUGCUGGCCAUACAGACAGCUAUCUUAGACAUCAUAGCUGCUUGCAUCAAGGAGGUCCAACGAUGCAACCCAUCGCUAGACAGCUCUGAAGUCACAGUGGAGUCGGCUAUCGGUCGGAAAUCCUUAGAGCAAGCUAUACGGAGACAACUCCAACCCCUAUGGCAUCAAUUGACCGCCACCACAAAACAGCUUAUUGCCGACUUGAAGCUGCUCCAGAUGCUAUUGUACUACCUGACACAGUACGACUGUGUUACGUUUUAUAAUUUUCUGAAAUCUCUAAGAACUAAUGAGAAGACCGUAACCAAUAACUCUGGUUGGCUGUUCAUGGAGUCGGCUGAAUCCAUGUUUGUGCAUGCCAAAGAACGAGUGUAUAAAUUAUCCAAGAAGGCGAAGGGAAAAUCAACACAGGACAGCGAGGGUACCAGUGACAAGAUACCAGCUACUCGUGAACUCAACCUGGAAGAAAACCCCAAAUGGAAGGUGCUGUCUGAAAUCAUGGAGGAAAUUAAACAAGAAAACUCAGAAUUUAACAGUAACCGCAUCCUGAUCUGUGCCAGCGAUGACAGAACCUGUGCACAGCUGAAGGAAUACCUUCAAGAUGGCGGACAGAAACUGCUGCAGAGACUGUAUGCAAAGACGCUAGGGGACCAGUCAGGCAGGGAUACCGGUGACGUCCAAGGAGCAAAACAGAUGCCCAACAAGGCCGGGAAGAAUCAGCCAACCAGGGGAAGAAGGAAAGCCAGAGGUCAAAGGUCGGAAAAGGAGGAUACCAGCGAUGCCAAAGAGAAAACACUCACCCUGACGCAGAUGGUGCGAGCUAAAGGAGGACCACAGGAGGGAUCAGCCAGUGAAGAUGAUGAUAACGAUGUAGAAAUGGAGUCUGCCGAUGAUUCGGAGGAGAGACAGGAUGAGGAGUUACUGCUGGUAUCAUCUCCCGAGGCCUACUAUGGAAUCACCGCCUCACCGCUGACUGUCAUACACCCACUGCAUGGAUGCAAAGAUCCUUACAGCUUAAGCAAGACACUGCAGGAAGUACAGCCGAUGUUUGUCAUCCUGUACGAUGCUGAAAUACAGUUUGUCAGGCAGCUGGAGGUAUUCAAGGCCAGCAGGCCAGGCCAUCCUCUCAGAGUCUAUUUCCUCAUCUACUCAGGCUCCACUGAAGAGCAGCGCUACCUGACCAGCCUACGCAAGGAGAAACAAGCCUUUGAGCACUUGAUCAGAGAGAAGGCCACCAUGGUGUUAUCAGAGGAAGUGGAGGGCCACGGGGACACGGCACCGCAGCUGAACAGGGACCAACAAUCAGCCACUGGUUCCCUGCAGAGUAGCAGUAGCAGAGCUGGUGGGCGUCAGUCACAGGGACAGGUGCAACAGAAGGUGAUUGUUGACAUGCGUGAAUUCCGGAGCGAACUUCCUUCUUUGAUUCAUAAGAGAGGAAUUGACAUUGAACCAGUUACCAUCGAGGUAGGUGAUUACAUCCUAACCCCAGACGUGUGUGUUGAGAGGAAGAGUGUUAGCGAUCUGAUCAGCUCCUUAGCAUCCGGCAGACUCUUCAACCAAUGCACGUCCAUGACACGCUACUACAAACACCCUGUGCUGCUCAUCGAGUUUGACCCCAAGAAGUCUUUUUCACUGCAAUCCAAAAGCACUGCCUCCAAGGAGAUCACCUAUCAGGACCUGUCCUCUAAGAUUGCCCUACUCACCAUGCACUUCCAAAAGCUCAGGAUCCUGUGGUGCCCCAGCCCUCAUGCCACUGCACAACUGUUUGAAGAACUCAAGGCUGGGAGGGAGCAGCCUGACGCUGCUGCAGCUGCCACAGUGACAGCGAGCGAGGAAGCCCAGCAAGCCAGGUACAACCACGGACCCUACGACAUGCUGCUCAAGAUGCCUGGGGUCAAUGUCACCAAUUGCAGGCGUCUUCUCAAAUGUGUCAGCGAUUUCACAGAGCUGAGUGCGAUGAGUCAGGAGCAAUUGGCCGAGACGUUGGAGCACAGUGGGAACGCAUCGUUGCUGUGGAACUUCCUGCACUCCAAGGGCUCAACAGCGAGCAAGGAUGCGGCCAAGACAGCCAAUCCACAGGGGAAGUUCCAGCGGGGCGGCAAGAGACCGUUUUAUGGGAAAAAGAGAAAGGGGGUCACCAAGAGAUGACGUCGAUACACGUUUUCUAUUUGUGGGGGGCGGGGUGGGGGGGGGGGGGAGUCUGGUUCUUGGAAGUCAAAUCCUGCUCCAAGGAGGUGAAAGCAGGAGGUCUUGGGUUCGAGUCCCACCCGAGUGAUUUUUUUCCAACUUUCGCUUGGGAGGUAACACACUGAGUAUACAGUGUUUAUACGUCGGUGAAGGGGGG
Messenger RNA from Patiria miniata (bat star), 2620 nucleotides. It is a transcript of the gene ercc4, whose product is annotated as DNA repair endonuclease XPF-like. Gene Ontology annotation, biological process: resolution of meiotic recombination intermediates; double-strand break repair via homologous recombination; nucleotide-excision repair involved in interstrand cross-link repair. The coding region runs from base 1 to 2424 and encodes 807 amino acids. The transcript is spliced from 21 exons. NCBI's taxonomy places the organism in Eukaryota, Metazoa, Echinodermata, Asteroidea, Valvatida, Asterinidae. Gene Ontology annotation, cellular component: nucleotide-excision repair factor 1 complex. Gene Ontology annotation, molecular function: single-stranded DNA endonuclease activity; damaged DNA binding; single-stranded DNA binding. The record is from RefSeq and is a predicted model, not a curated record.